ACCCGGAAAACAGGGCCCUCCUGUCUCAGCCCCUUCAAUUCAUGUCCCUCAAAAGACAAUCACUGCAAAUGUGAGUGACACCACAUGGCUGCCAUGUGUUGCUAAGGGCAACCCAGCUCCAAAGGUCACGUGGGUAAAACUGAAUGGAAUUUUUUCUAAAAGACGUCACAAGGUUCAUGUCAGUGGGCUGUCAAGAUGUGACAUCAUAUGAUGGAGGAAUCUACUCCUGCGAGGCAAGAAGUGCCUUGGGUGUGGCACAAGCUAAUGUUACAUUGAUUGUACAAGUUCCUCCAAGGAUAGUACACAUAACCAGUUCACAGAUAGUCGAGGAAGGAGCUAAUGUUACUUUAAGAUGCCUGACAUCACAUUGGUCUACUGUUUCCUGGUCCAAGCCAUAUGGAAAAAUCCCGAAAAGUCAAAGCACAAAAAAAGAAGCAAAGUUGAUUAUAUCAGGAAUAAAAAUGGAAGAUAGUGGAGAUUAUGUCUGUCAAGCUGAAAACAUUUUGGGAAAAAACACCAAAGUGACACAGAUAACAGUAGUUGGGGCACUGAGAUUUGAAGUAAAACCAGUUUUAACAAAUUUCCCAACUAUUGGCAGCCGUGUGGUCAUUAACUGUAAAGUUGUCGGUGCAUUGGUAACUCAGUGGAAGAAAGGCAAUGAAUCUUUGUCAGAGUUUAUUUCCAUUUUUCCAAAUGGAACCCUGGUAAUACCUAAGCUCAGAAACACAGAUUUAGGAGUGUACAUUUUAACAGCUAGAAAUUUUCAGCGUGCAAUCACAGCUCAAGUACAAAUUGGCUACGCAUCCUGUAGUGAGAUAAAGAAAACAAUUCCACUGUUGUUGUCUGGUAAAUACACAAUCAGUCCUGGUGGCUUAUCAUCUUUUAGUGUGUACUGUGACAUGACUGACAAGGGUGGGGUGGGGGUGACUGUCGUCAGUCAUGAUAGUGAGGCUAGGACCUUAGUCAAUGGUUUUGAAGGUGUAGGUUCAUACAGACGGGACAUUCACUAUGCAGGAAUAACUAUGAAUCAGGUAGCUGCACUAACUAAGGCUUCACGAAGCUGUGAGCAAUUUUUAAGCUUUGAGUGCCAAGGGGAUGUAGCAUUUAUAGCAGACGGUUAUGGGUGGUGGAUGUCACGUGAUAAUGUGAGACAAAACUACUGGGGUGGGGCUACCCCUGGAAGUGGCAAGUGUGCAUGUGGUAUGACCAAUUCAUGCCAGCGUCGGCCAGGUUAUUGUAACUGUAAUAAUGUUGGUAGUCAUAGUGAAUGGCACAGUGAUAGUGGAUUACUGACUGAUAAAUCUACUCUACCUGUGACUCAGUUAAGGUUUGGAGAUACAGGUGACUCAAGUGAGAAAGGUUACCACACCCUAGGAAGACUUAAAUGUUAUGGAACCUUGUAAUCCUCCUGUACAUUAAUACUACUUCUGAUGUGGCAACAUCCAUUUUUUUGGGCUGGUGGAUUUGAAUCUCUGAUUGGGGGAGAACAUUCAGUCAAACCCCAAUGUGCAGUAAACUUGUCGACAUGACAAAUAUUUAAUCUGUGGGGUUUUCUGCAUAUAAUACAUUAUUACAAUUAUCAUAUCAAGUUUAUUCCAAGUCAUGACAGAGAUUGAAAUGUUUGCUUUUUUUUUGAAAGAAGAAUGAAAUCUUCCUUUUUAGAUUGAAAAAUGAAUAAAAAGCAAUCAACAACCCAA
Molecule: messenger RNA, 1697 nt
Organism: Actinia tenebrosa (Australian red waratah sea anemone)
Lineage: Eukaryota; Metazoa; Cnidaria; Anthozoa; Actiniaria; Actiniidae
Biological process (GO): dendrite self-avoidance; axon guidance; homophilic cell-cell adhesion
Cellular component (GO): plasma membrane; axon
Molecular function (GO): cell-cell adhesion mediator activity
Source: RefSeq, a predicted model, not a curated record